AUGUGGCGACACAUGGCUGCAGAGCACACAGCACUGCGCCGUGACAGGAAUGCGACAUGCGAAAAAUAUCACAAUCCCAAAAACAGCGCCUCCCGCGUUCACUUCACUUUCCGUUGCGCCUCAUCCGUGGGCGAGUGCGAAAUGGCUUGGCCCUGGCCGCAGCACAAGAGCGCGGCAAGUGAAGGCCAGCGCUGGAAUCGCCUGCGCGUGGUGACGGUCGUCCUUCACCAAUCAUGCGGAGUCCCCGUCGGCUUUCCAACCACCCUCGACUAUCCGACAAAUGGCAGCGCACUGACCUGCAAGCCAGCUCCGGCGAACACAACAGAUGGAGCCCCAUACCCAUCUUCCCUCCCAGCGUCCAUCACCGCGGCCACCUCUGCCGCGCCUUCGUACACGACGGUAUAUUCGUAUGACACGGGUACGGCACCGCUAACAGCAGCUUCGACACGGACCACAAUCCCACCUUCAGGCACAGCUCCGGGCACAAUCAUCGUUCAGCUGCCUCCCACGAUAUCCUACCUGACCGUAACCCAGCCAUACACAGGCACCGUGCCUUUGACAGCAGCGACAACGCUUUCGACCGCGCUUCCGUCCGGGAAUGCGCCAGGUACAUACUACGUGCAGUACCCGCCGCAAUUUGUGACCGUGACUCACGCAUACUCCGGCACCGCUCCAUUGACUGCGCCGACGACGGUGCGAACCAUUUUCCCUUCGGGAAGCGACCCUGGAACGGUAUACAUUGAAACGCCGCCCCCCGCACAGUCCACUCUAUACUCGGAUGUGACGAGAACAUACACAUAUGAGUCGAGCGGAGUGACGUACACUACAGCCUUUACCACCGCAGUCGGCAUUACGAACGCUCCUGCCACUGGCCUGACCACCGUCACUUCACUGUACGGGGCAACGUCAGCAAUUACCGAGCCUUUCACAACGACCCUUGGCAGUUCUGUGGUGGUAUACAUUCCGCCAUACGUGACGUCGUAUUCCACGUACACUGGCACCUCGCCUUUGACAGCUCCGGCCACGAUCUCGACCAUUCCUCCAAAUGGCAACACACAAGGAACGUAUAUCGUCGCGCCUGGGAGCUAUAUUACCUCAACACAGCCGUACACAGGUAGCGUUGCAAUUACUGCUCCCAUCACAAGCACUAUCUCGCAGCCAUCGGGCACGCAGCCCGGCUUGGUGAUAAUUCAAACGCCAAGUCCGUAUGCUGGGCCUGUCAGCUAUAUUACUUCAACGCAGCCGUACACUGGCAGUGCUUUGAUUACAGCUCCGAUCACCAGCACUGUGGCACAGCCAUCAGGCACACAACCAGGACUUGUCGUAAUUCAGACCCCAAGAGGGAGCAAUGAGCCCGGAAAUUACAUCACAUCUACAGUUCUCUACACCGGCGGUCCAGUGAUCACGGCUCCGGUCACAACUACAAUCUCGCAACCAUCCGGCACCCAACCAGGCUUCGUCGUCAUCCAGACGCCAGCCGGAUACGGAGCUGCCUCAACUGUUACGACCACGCAGCUUUAUACUGGUACUUCAUCAAUCUCUGGCCCAAUCACGACUACUAUCUCGGCAAGUGGCACGAACCCAGCUACCGUCUUGAUUCAAACUCCUGCAGACUACGACGCGGUUACAAUCACCACUCUGUACACAGGCGCAUCUUCGAUCUCGGGCCCAAUCACAACUACCAUACCUGCCAGUGGCACUGAUGCAGAGACUGUGUUGAUACAGACACCUCCUGGCUACAAUGCAGGGUCAAGCUACACAACCAUUUACGAGGCUUACACAGGAACAUCUUCCAUCGAUGGGCCGAUCACAUACACAACUAUCCCACCUUCCGGGGCAUGGCCAGGAACAGUGAUAUUGCAGACGCCAUCAGGAUACACGGCCUCUUUCUCAUUCGUGAGUGCCUCGACAACGACACCAGUGCCAACUUCUACACCCUCACUAGCUGCUUGCCCAGCUGUGACGUGCGGAGCUGCCGCAACGAAUGCCACGGUAUGCGAUAACACUUCCGGGAACAGCUUCAAUGUCACCUGCGGAACAAGAUACGUUGGCAACAUUGUGAGGCGAGCUGCUGCACGAGAUACAAACUCAUGCUUAAUUGCUUGCGAUGCCACUCCAGGUUGUGUUGCUGUCAACUUUUACGGUGGCACUGCUGACGGGGAUGGGAACUGCGAAAUAUUUGAUGUAGUAGAGCGCAGUGUACCAGCCUCAGGCGUGGCCGCUGCCGAACGUCCCAAUUAUGUCGAACCGGAAGACGUCAACACCACGCCGCCAGCUGCUCAAAGUACGGACGGAGAAGCAGUUUCGUACAGCGUGAUCAGUACUGCGACUGUAGGAUGGGUGACAACUACGAGAGGGCCAUAUACUGGCACGAACCCGAUCACGAGUGCAACAACUGUCAGCACAGUCUUCCCCAGCGGCACCGUCUCGGGCACGUACUACGUGGAAACUCCAGCUCCCCAAUCUGCAAGUGGAUAUGUCACCAGCUCACGGCCGUACACAGGUACGGCAGCACUGACGCAAGCGACUACUGUCAGCACCGUCUCUCCAUCAGGAGCCAAUAGUGGGACGUACAUUGUGGAAUAUCCUCCUUCUAGCAGCUCGGUUGGCGCCUCGACACCUUACACUGGGACUGCUUCCAUUGACGGCCCAACCUCAGCUUCCACCUCCUUCACAUCUGCAGCACCAACCGCUUCCACAACUUCGAACAAUUUCACCUGUGCGGCAAACGACGGCACGAACGUAACGGAUGCUAGCGGUAAUGUCUAUGAGCUCCGUUGUGCAGUCAACACAGAAGCCGGAAGCGCCGGCCAGGCAGACGCGCCUACCAAUUUCAACGACUGCUUUGGACUCUGCGAUGGCAUAUCUUCUUGCUUGGGCUUCACCUAUCUAGGAGUGGUCAAUGGCACUGCGCCAGGCACUUGUUACUUCAAAGGCAACAGUACAGGCGAACCGAUCUUCAGUGCUCCUCAAUCGAAUGUAGUGUCCGCACUGCGACGCCGCGCUGUACCGGCUGCUCCAAUUCAGUCUGGGAGUAGCUCAACCGCGGGCGCAAGCACUUCAACAUCCUACGUGACAACCACGAUUGCUUGGACGGGCACUUCGCCGAUCACUGAAGCAACUACCGUCAGCACCGUGGCUCCCAGUGGAAGCCAAGCUGGAACUUAUGUGGUAGCCACACCAGCCUCGGCGUCUACUUCGACCUUUGACUACUAUGUGACAAGCACGCGCGCGUUCACAGGCGCAACUCCGAUCUCCGAGCCCACAACUGUAACCACGAUCCCGGCAAGUGGCAGUCAACCAGGGACCAUAGUCAUCGAGACACCAAGCUCUGGUUUGUCAUCAACAUUCAAUUAUUACGUGACCUCUUUCAGGCCCUAUACUGGGGCAGAUUCGAUCACACAGCCCACUACCGUGAGCACGAUCGCCGCAAGUGGUACUCAGCCGGGCACGCUGAUCAUCGAAACGCAAGCUUCUGGCUCGUCCACCUACACAUACUAUGUGACUUCGACGACUUAUGGCGUUUACUCUCAAACGACAACGUUGACCACUAUUCCAGCCAGCGGCUCAGCAUCUGGUACUGUAGUGAUUGGUGCUCCCCUCACUUCCACGACAUCAAGCUCAAGUUCAUCAGCCUUAUCUUCGUCUUUGGGCACAGUCACUUCAACGACGUAUGGCGCUUAUACUCAGACCACGGUCUUGACCACCAUUCCUGCGAGCGGAUCGGCUUCAGGGACUGUAAUAGUUGGGGCCCCUGCUACAUCUACGACAUCAAGCUCCAGCUCAUCUUCGACCUCGACCUCGUCCCCGACCUCUUCAAGCUCUUCUCUCUCAUUAGGCACAGUGACAUCAACUACAUAUGGCGCCUAUCCUCAAACCACAACGUUAACAACUGUCCCGGCUAGCGGAUCAGCGUCUGCAACGGUUGUGAUUGGAGCUCCGCUGACCUCUACGGCAAGCUCAUCAUCCAGCUCAUCCAGCUCAUCGGCGUCAACUUACACGUAUUACGUUACGUCAACGAGAGAAUGGACUGGAAGCUCGACUCUUGCGCAGCUGACAACAGUCACGACCAUCCCUCCUUCCGAUGGCAACCCUGGAACAAUUGUAAUAGAAACCCAGCCUCCUGUAACCACUACGUCCUCGAGCUCUACUUCCUCGAGCACCUCCUCGUCUCUAUCGCUUGACACGGUGACUGUAAGCAUCAUACCUUCUCCCUGA
Messenger RNA from Pseudocercospora fijiensis CIRAD86, 4218 nucleotides. RefSeq lists its product as uncharacterized. NCBI's taxonomy places the organism in Eukaryota, Fungi, Ascomycota, Dothideomycetes, Mycosphaerellales, Mycosphaerellaceae. The coding region runs from base 1 to 4218 and encodes 1405 amino acids. The record is from RefSeq and is a predicted model, not a curated record. The transcript has 4 exons.